Messenger RNA from Ylistrum balloti, 1278 nucleotides. Its product is annotated as NAD-dependent protein deacylase sirtuin-6-like. The transcript has 6 exons. The coding region runs from base 1 to 1278 and encodes 425 amino acids. Lineage: Eukaryota; Metazoa; Mollusca; Bivalvia; Pectinida; Pectinidae. The record is from RefSeq and is a predicted model, not a curated record. Gene Ontology annotation, molecular function: NAD+ binding.
AUGGCGUCCGUUUCUGUGCUCAACAACACUUUCUGUUGCCUGAAAAUGUGUAGUAAUAAAAGUCUAAAGCCAAGUGACAAUAAAGUCCAUGUUCGAGCACCUUAUCAGCGCAAGGAAGGCGGGUUCAACGCCAAGGAAGCGGAAAUGCUCGCUGUCUGGGACGUCAAUGGAGAGGCGAAAUUUCACAUGAAAUGUUGGAAGACCAUGCGGGAGGCAGCAACCAAAAAGUCGAAAUCAGAUAACAACUUGCAAAACAGUAACAACGUAAAAAGCAACAACCAUGUCACACCUGAAAACCAAGGUUCAUGUAACACGCACAUAACAGAGCUGGAGAAACUGCUAGUGGCCGAGGCAUCUUUGACAGUGGAAUUUUAUAACUCUGACGUCACGUUAAAGAGAGAAGCUAAGAGGAUAGCUUCCAUGCUGAGGAAGUGUAAAUAUUCUAUAGUGUUUACUGGAUCUGGGAUAUCAACACCUACAGGUGCUGGGGAUUACAGAGGCAUCAACGGCAAGUGGACAAACCAGGACAAAAACAAUGGUGCAGCAACUGCUAAAAGUCGUGGUCCUCGAAUUGAGGACAUUCGACCGACCUACACACACGAAGCUUUGGUCAAACUUCUGGACAUGGGUCACGUGAAGCACGUAAUCAGCCAGAACACGGACGGUCUGCACCGACUCUCUGGCAUUCCUGAAAGCAAGUUGUCCGAACUCCAUGGUAACAGCUUCAUAGAAAAAUGUGAAUCCUGCGGCACGACUAGUGAAUUACAUCAUGGAUAUCGAAAAGGGCCGACAGACGCAUCUAUCCCGCCGACUAUUUGCGAGAUGUGCAAAUGCAAUCAUCGAACUGGUCGACGAUGUGCUGAAAAGAACUGCGGUGGUUAUAUGCGGAGUACCAUUGUCAAAUUCGGUGACACAUUAGACGAAGAGGUUCUCGGUGGCGCAAUGGCACAGGCAGAAAUGGCUACAUUUAUACUAGUCCUAGGUUCAAGUCUGCUCGUAUCACCAGCUAACAGUCUUAUACAAACGGACAAAGAACCACUACGACUAGCAAUCUGUAAUCGACAGGUAACGGCGUACGAUGUGAAGUGUUUCGAAAUAGACAACUCUGGAAACCAGCUUGGAUCGCGUGUAUUCGGCGACUGUGACGACCUCAUGCGGGAGGUGAUGAGGUGUCUGAUGGAUCCGGACGAACACCAACUCUGGGAGGACGGACGUGCGGACAGAAUGAAAACAUACGAUUCCAACAGGGCUCAUAGUAGCCGUCAAAGGAAUGUUUGA